Molecule: messenger RNA, 3143 nt
Organism: Tachysurus vachellii
Lineage: Eukaryota; Metazoa; Chordata; Actinopteri; Siluriformes; Bagridae
Gene: brf1b
Product: BRF1 RNA polymerase III transcription initiation factor subunit b
Exons: 19
Coding region: 189-2270 (693 amino acids)
Biological process (GO): transcription by RNA polymerase III; DNA-templated transcription initiation; transcription preinitiation complex assembly
Cellular component (GO): transcription factor TFIIIB complex; nucleus; transcription preinitiation complex
Molecular function (GO): RNA polymerase III type 3 promoter sequence-specific DNA binding; TBP-class protein binding; RNA polymerase III general transcription initiation factor activity
Source: RefSeq, a predicted model, not a curated record
CCUUCUUUAACUGUAGAGCUUCUGAAUGAAAUCAACCAACUGACACUAAAACAAAAUGUUUCAACGGUAUUGAAUUAUUCUGUUUUGAGUUCAUACAGGAUGGAUAAUCAAUAAAGUCUUUCGAAGACACUGCUUUGUAGCUUUUACUUCUGUGCUUGGUGCCUACCAGCAUCUCCUCAAGAGUCAGGAUGAGUGCGAGGCAGUGUAAGAACUGUGGUGGAGCAGAUAUAGACAUAGACCAGGCACGUGGAAGUGCUGUGUGCACCGCCUGUGGUUCUGUACUUGAGGACAACAUCAUUGUCUCUGAGGUGCAGUUUGUGGAAAACAGUGGAGGAGGAGCGUCUGCUAUCGGACAGUUCGUGUCUGCUGAUGGUCCUACGAAGGCCCCGGUACUUGGGACCGGCUUCCACACAAGUCUUGGGAAGGAAUCACGUGCUCAGACGCUUCAGAACGGGAAACGACAAAUACACAGCCUGGGCAGCCAGCUGCAGCUGAACCAGCACUGCCUAGACACAGCCUUCAACUUCUUCAAGAUGGUGGUGAGCAAGCAUCUGACAAGAGGGCGCAAGAUGGCCCACGUCAUAGCUGCCUGCCUCUAUCUGGUGUGCCGGACAGAGGGCACCCCUCACAUGCUCCUGGACCUGAGUGAUCUUUUACAGGUGAACGUGUACAUCCUGGGAAAGACUUUUCUGCUGUUGGCCAGAGAACUUUGCAUCAACGCACCUGCUGUCGAUCCAUGCUUGUAUAUUCCACGCUUUGCCCACAUGUUGGAGUUUGGAGAGAAAACCCAUGAAGUCUCUAUGACUGCACUGAGACUGCUGCAGAGGAUGAAGAGGGACUGGAUGCAUACAGGACGCAGACCAUCUGGACUCUGUGGUGCAGCUCUGUUGGUGGCAGCUCGCAUGCACGAAUUCCGGCGCACGGUGAAGGAGGUCAUUGGCGUGGUGAAAGUCUGUGAGGCGACUCUCAGGAAGAGGCUGACAGAAUUUGAGGACACACCUACCAGUCACUUGACUAUUGAUGAGUUCAUGCGAGUGGACCUGGAGGAGGAGUGCGAUCCCCCGUCUUUCAUUGCUGGUCAAAAGAAGAUAAAGAUCCAACAGCUGGAACAGGAGCUGUCCAGGAAGCUUGAUGAAUAUCAAGGUGAGAUCAGCUCCUAUCAGGAUGAGAUUGAGACAGAACUGGAGAACAGCAGGCCUAAACUGAGAGGAAUUUAUGCCAUGUAUGCAAAAGAAGACACCAAUGGCAGUCUGUCUCUGGUGUCGGACCUCGUGGGAGAUGAAGAGGAAACACAAGAUGAAGAGAUGGAGGCUGCAGCUCAGCACCUCACUGAGGAAAUCAUCAACCAGGUGUUACCUAAUCUGGAACAGGGACCUCAGGGGGGCACAGAGGCACAGGAGCAGGGUAAAGAGGCAGCAGAACUGCCCAGCGACCCCACCCGUGUGCCACUGACUUUACUGCUUGGCCCGUUUCCCAGCGCUGCCAGCCUUGGCCUCACAGACUCCAUCCGCCAAUGCCUGUCUGACGAGGGGGAGGAUGAGGACAAGUCAGAUAACGGCGAGCUUGAUCUGGAAGGUAUUGACGAGGACGAGAUUGAAAAGUACAUUCUCAAUGAGAACGAGGUCCAGGCUAAGACAGAGCUGUGGAUGAAGCAAAAUGAGGAGUAUCUAAGAGAGCAGAAAGAAAAAGAAGAGAGGAUAGCUAAGGAGAAAGAACAAGGGAUCUAUAAGGAGAAGCCAAAAAAGCCAUCCAAAAGGCGAGAGCCCAUUCGGGCCAGCACUGCAGGAGAGGCAAUAGAGAAGAUGCUGGAACAGAAGAAGAUUUCAAGCAAAAUCAAUUACGAUGUACUAAGAGACCUGAACAGCAAAGGCAGCAGCAGCCCAGCAGAUAAGACAGAGGAAGUGUCUGGUAUCGUCCCUGGACGUAAGAAGCUCACUCGUCGUAAGAAACAGCCCAACAAGAGCAAUCUGGGUCUGGCCAAGCCUGCAAGCCUCAUGGGGAAAAGGCUCCGCCCCCUAAUAUCGUCAAAUCACAAGAAGAAAAGAGCAGCUAUACAGAUUGUGCCAAAAGCUGUGAUACUGCCCUCAGAGACUCCUGAGACUCCCCCUGACCCUACUCCUCCUCCAGUCGUUGAGAGUGGCCCUGUGGCGUAUGAGGAGCCCACCGAGGAAGAGGAGGAUGAAGAGGUGGAAGAGCCCUGUGUUAGUGCUCUGAAGCUCAUGGGAGGGAACGAAUAUGGCUGUGAAGUCGAAGAGGAGGAAGUUUUUUAGUGCGUAGCGUUUGUCGUCCCACCAGCAAGCCAUGAUUUCAUCAGCCACAGAGAUGCUUUCUCUCCGAUAUAGAGACAGGAGAGAGAGAAAAAAACAGGGCCUCAUCAUGUGAGUUAUUGUCACUACCAUGGAGGAACAGUCAUGCGUCGUUGGACGUGUUUAAACUCCUGCAGCGUCUGAGACAAUAGAGAGACAUCUGAGGGUGCAUGUGACAUGUGGAAAACACAUGACUGAAGACCAGAAGUGUAGAUUUAAACCAAAAGUGUAGACCAAAGCAUACACAUGUUAAUAGGACGCCUAAUAAGCUGGUAAGUUUUCGUUUAGGAAUUAAAACCACUCCAGUGAUGUUUUUACAAUUUUAUUGACAAUUCUGUAUAAUGUUUCUGAUGUUUCUAGUUUGACAGCAACUGUUUUAAAAAUGUCUGAAGGUGCUCUGUUAAUAGAUGCUAUGUUUUUACUGGAACAAAUAGUAAUGUUAAGUACUGGAUUUUAUUCUUGUGUCGUUUUAGUCUGGUCAGAGUUUCAGCUAUGUUAAAAUCUAUAAUACUGGCCCUCAUGUGCAUAAAUGUACAUACUGUAAUGUCUAGCUUGCUUUGUUUCUAUGAAAUAUUUAUAUUUCAGUUUGUAAUUACAUACAUUGCAGUAAUGUAUUAUGCAUCAUUGUGCUUAUUACUGUGAUAUUCUCUUUUUGUUUAGUUUUUUCUCUUAGCUAAGGUGAAACCCUAUUAAAUUUCAGAAGAAAAACCUCACAGGGCUCAGUGAUGUACAGGAGGUAGCCUGAGAACAUUCCUAGGUGUAAUUAAAUUCACAAUUUCCAUGAGAAACAAAAGUGUAUUCAGCCAACUGUCAAGAUUUUAUUGUGCAUGUUAAAAA